Plasmopara halstedii is the source of this 342-nucleotide messenger RNA. RefSeq lists its product as uncharacterized. Lineage: Eukaryota; Oomycota; Peronosporomycetes; Peronosporales; Peronosporaceae. The record is from RefSeq and is a predicted model, not a curated record. The transcript is spliced from 3 exons. Bases 1 to 342 code for a protein of 113 amino acids.
AUGCCACGAGGUCGGUCCUCACUCACUGGUGGGAAGCGCGCACUGUGGUGGGCGAUCCAGUCCAUUCACAAGGCUGAUAAAAUCAAUUCUGCAUACCAAUUUCAGCCUGGUGAGUCCUCCGGUAUGCUCGUGAAAAGCGGGUUUGGAUCUCGUGAGCUCUCGCAAAAAAAGUCGACAUCCCAAUAUGGCGAGAUGUCGAGUCUCUUUGAAAGGCAAGAUGUUUCACCGAUGCGAGAUGAGCCCCUCUUAGAUACACUCACAGAUCUUUGCAAUCGUACGUCGUACCGCAGGAAUUUCACACACUGUUUUGCUGCUGUAAAGCUAUUGAUCGCUCGUGGCUGA